GCCCCGCCGUCCGACCGCGGAGCCCACGCGGCGCCUUCCAGCCCCUCCCACGCGAUCGGGGGCGUGGCCAGCGGAGCCCCGGCCCGCGAUUGGCCGGCGCUGCGACACACCCCCGCCCGCCCCUCGGCAGGGGUCAGAGGUCAGCGCGGCGGCGGGCGGCGGGGCGACAAUGGCGGGGCUCUGGGUGGGGACGGCGGCGGCGCUGGCGGCGGUGGCCGGGAGGCGCGGGCGAAGGGCCCCGCCGCCGGUGGUGCUGCGGACCUUGCAGCAUGUUCCACACUAUUCAAGACAGCACUUCACUGUGUCUCGUGGGCUCGGUUCCGUGAGCUAUGACCCUAAUGAGAAGACUUUCGACAAAAUUCUGAUUGCGAACAGAGGAGAGAUUGCGUGCCGGGUGAUUAAAACCUGCAAGAAGAUGGGAAUUAAGACCGUGGCCAUCCACAGCGAUGCUGACACCAGUUCUGUUCAUGUGAAAAUGGCUGACGAGGCUGUCUGCGUUGGCCCGGCUCCCACCAGUAAAAGCUACCUCAACAUGGACGCCAUCAUGGAAGCCAUUAGGAGGACCGGGGCCCAAGCUGUCCAUCCAGGCUAUGGAUUCCUGUCGGAGAACAAGGAAUUUGCUAAACGCUUGGCAGCAGCAGAUGUCACUUUCAUCGGUCCGGACACACAUGCCAUCCAGGCCAUGGGUGACAAGAUCGAGAGCAAGUUGUUGGCCAAGGGCACGAAGGUGAACACCAUCCCCGGCUUUGAUGGAGUGGUCAAGGAUGCAGAGGAAGCCGUCCGAAUUGCAAGGGAGAUUGGCUACCCCGUCAUGAUCAAGGCCUCAGCAGGUGGUGGUGGGAAAGGCAUGAGAAUCGCUUGGGAUGAUGAAGAGACCAGGGAAGGCUUCAGAUUUUCCUCUCAAGAAGCCGCCUCUAGUUUUGGCGAUGAUAGACUACUCAUCGAGAAAUUCAUUGAUAAUCCCCGUCAUAUUGAAAUCCAGGUGCUGGGUGAUAAACACGGCAAUGCCUUGUGGCUCAACGAACGGGAGUGUUCCAUUCAGCGACGAAACCAGAAAGUGGUGGAGGAGGCACCAAGCAUGUUCCUGGAUCCGGAGACUCGGCGGGCCAUGGGGGAGCAGGCUGUUGCUCUCGCCAAAGCAGUGAAAUACUCCUCUGCCGGAACCGUCGAAUUCCUCGUGGACUCAAAGAAGAAUUUUUAUUUCUUGGAAAUGAAUACGAGACUCCAGGUCGAGCAUCCUGUCACAGAAUGCAUCACGGGCCUGGACCUCGUCCAAGAAAUGAUCCGCGUUGCCAAGGGUUACCCUCUCAGGCACAGACAAGCUGAUGUCCCCAUCAGAGGCUGGGCCGUGGAGUGCAGGGUCUACGCUGAGGACCCCUACAAGUCCUUUGGUUUACCAUCUAUUGGGAGAUUGUCUCAAUACCAAGAACCGGUACAUCUGCCUGGGGUCCGAGUGGACAGCGGGAUCCAGCCAGGAAGUGAGAUCAGCAUUUACUAUGAUCCGAUGAUUUCAAAACUCAUUACCUACGGCUCGAAUAGGACCGAAGCCUUGAAGAGAAUGGAGGAGGCCCUGGAUAACUAUGUCAUUCGAGGCGUGACACAUAACAUCGCGUUACUUCGAGAGGUGAUCGUCAACUCACGCUUUAUACAGGGAGAUAUCAACACUAAGUUUUUGUCUGAAGUGUAUCCUGAUGGCUUCAAAGGGCACGUGCUGACAGAACAGGAGAGAAACCAGCUACUGGCUAUCGCGUCAUCAUUGUUUGUGGCGGCCCAGCUAAGAGCACAACAUUUUCAAGAACAAGAAAGUGCAAGGGUGCCUGCAGUAAAGACCCAGGUGUGCAAGUGGGAGCUCUCCGUGAAACUGCACGAUGCAGCCCACACCAUCACCGCCUCACACAGCGGACCCACAUUCUCGGUGGAAGUUGACGGGUCGAAACUAACCGUGACCGGUGCCUGGAACCUGGCUUCACCCUUGAUGCCUGUCACCGUGGACGGCACCCAGAGGAUGGUCCAGUGCCUUUCUCGAGAACCAGGUGGCAACAUGAGCAUUCAGUUUCUUGGCACGGUGUACAAGGUGUGCGUCUUAACCAAGCUGGCAGCUGAGCUGAGCCAGUUCAUGCUGGAGAAAGUGGCCGAGGACACCAGCGGCACCCUGUGCUCCCCGAUGCCCGGCGUGGUGGUGGCCAUCUCUGUGCAGCCUGGGGACAUGGUGGCGGAAGGGCAGGAGAUCUGUGUGAUUGAAGCUAUGAAGAUGCAGAACAGCCUGGCAGCCGGGAAGGCGGGCAAGGUGAAGUCAGUGCGGUGUAAAGCCGGAGACACCGUGGGAGAAGGCGAUCUGCUGGUGGAGCUGGACUGAAGUAUUUAUAGCCUCCCAGUCAUCACCCAGUUAAUUAGCCAUUUGUUCCAUGUGCCUCCACGCUAGGUCUAUCCAAGCCUUCCUCGGGGACUCCCCUGGGUGGCAGAUUUUCCCAUGGUCAUAUUUAUUCCACAUAUAGUCAAAACCAACAUUCUGCCAACAACCAAAAAAAAAAUCACCAAUGGAAAUUUCGUAUUGAUAUAAAUACUUGUACAUAUGAUUUGUACUUCUGCUGUGAAAUUUCCUCGUGUCAAAACGAAAUCAAUAAAACCGAACAUUUGUCUAAA
Molecule: messenger RNA, 2643 nt
Organism: Erinaceus europaeus (western European hedgehog)
Lineage: Eukaryota; Metazoa; Chordata; Mammalia; Eulipotyphla; Erinaceidae
Gene: PCCA
Product: propionyl-CoA carboxylase subunit alpha
Exons: 24
Coding region: 170-2356 (728 amino acids)
Cellular component (GO): mitochondrion
Molecular function (GO): metal ion binding; propionyl-CoA carboxylase activity; ATP binding
Source: RefSeq, a predicted model, not a curated record